Messenger RNA from Octodon degus (degu), 1190 nucleotides. RefSeq names its product protein tyrosine phosphatase, receptor type C associated protein (gene Ptprcap). Gene Ontology annotation, cellular component: plasma membrane. The record is from RefSeq and is a predicted model, not a curated record. The transcript has 2 exons. Bases 381 to 953 code for a protein of 190 amino acids. Lineage: Eukaryota; Metazoa; Chordata; Mammalia; Rodentia; Octodontidae.
GAGUGUGAAAAUCUGGGGGCACCAAGUAGCCACACUUGGCUCCUCUAAAUUGUCAGGCAGAAAAAGGCGGAAGACUAACACAUCCACACAGCUUUAUCCAGCUUUGAGCUGGGUGCCUAGUUCCUUCUCUUGGAAGCCUAGUCCCGCCCAUGGCCCCAGUCUCACCCAGAGAAGUUUAUGAGGACUUGAUGUGGGCUGGAGUGGUCCUUAGAGGCCCAGGCUGCAGCAGGGUCCUGCAGCAGGCAAGAACGGGUGGGGUAUUGUGGACAGGAAGCGGAAGUAUGGGUCGAUAACCCCUAGCUGCAGUUGAAAGCGCCGCAGCUCACUUCUCAACACAUCAAGCCAAGAAGUGGGCACCCUGUGAGGAGGCCAGCAGACCGAUGGCUAUAUCCUGCACCCUUGGGCUCUGGAUGCUGCUGGCCCUGCCAGGAGCUCUGGGCUCUGGGGACAGCAUGGGCUCCAGCUCUGUAACCGUUGUCCUACUGCUGCUGCUGCUCCUGCUGCUCAUCACAGGCCUGGCCUUGGCCUGGUACCGCCUCAACCAUGACUCAGGGGGCUACUACCACCCAGCCCACCUGGGUACUGUACUGUGGGGCCAUACCCGCCGCCUGUUCUGGGCCAGCCCUCCAGGCCACUGGCUUCAGACCUGUUAUCAGGCGGAGUCACCAAACAACAGAGAAGGGCGAGAGGAUGUGCAGAAUGCAAAAGAUGUCAUGGAUGAAGGCAUGGAGGAGGCUGAACCCCAGGAAGAUAAGCAGCACCGAAGAGCAGGGCCCCACCCGGUACAUGUCCCAGAGCGCACUGAGGAAGCGCCUGACACUGAUGUUGAACGGGGCUCAGGAGGCAGUGCCGAGGCCCUGUUGAGUGACCUGCAUGCCUUCUCAGGCAGUGCAGCCUGGGAUGACAGCGCUGGGGCCACAGGGGCCCAGGGUCUCCACGUCACUGCACUAUAGGAGCCAGCUUGGUGUCUGUCCCAGCCCUGUUGUGGCAUCUCAUUGUAUCUCUGCUUGCCAAGCUACUACAGUGGAACACAGCUAGCUGGGACCUGGUGGUCAUCACCCCAACGCGCAUGCAGAGCACCUCAGACUGUCACCCCCCACUGGUUUCCAAGCCUGUGCAGCCUCAUCCCCUCCAGAAGGCCAUCCACGUGUACCCUGGGCAGCUAUGAAAUAAAUCCCAUCCCACCCUGC